Lolium perenne is the source of this 1456-nucleotide messenger RNA. RefSeq lists its product as uncharacterized. The record is from RefSeq and is a predicted model, not a curated record. Lineage: Eukaryota; Viridiplantae; Streptophyta; Magnoliopsida; Poales; Poaceae. Gene Ontology annotation, molecular function: protein-folding chaperone binding; ATPase activator activity. Gene Ontology annotation, cellular component: cytosol. Gene Ontology annotation, biological process: protein folding; positive regulation of ATP-dependent activity.
UCCUCGACCGAACAAUCCAGAAGCAGCCGCCGGUCAAUUCUAAAAGCUUGCCAUCUCCGGUCUCCACCCCCAACCCACCACGCGCACGCGCAGAUCCAGGGAUAGAAAAGCAAAUCGAGCCCGACCAAACCCUAGCCGCCCCCAAACCCAUGGCGAAGUUCGGCGAGGGCGACGCCCGGUGGAUCGUGCAGGAGCGCCCCGACGGCGCCAACGUCCACAACUGGCACUGGGCGGAGCGCGACUGCCUGGAGUGGUCUCGCGCGCGGCUCUCCGCCCUGCUCGCCGGCCUCCCCGUCCUAUCCGGCGAGGGCGGCCUCACCCUCCGCACCACCACCCUCGACAAGCUCGACGGCGAGGCCUACGUCAACAUCCGCAAGGGCAAGGUCAUCCCCGGGUACGAGCUCUCCCUCACGCUCUCCUGGGAGGCCGAGGCCACCUCCGAAUCGGGCGCCGCCAAGGUCACCGGCGCCGCCGAGGUCCCCUACCUCGCCGACGAGAACGCCGACGAGGAUCCCGAGCUCCGCAUCACUGUCCGCGGCGACGACAGCCCCCUCGCGCGCCGUGCCAAGGACGCCUUCAUCGCCCGCGGCAAGCCUCUGGUCCUUGAGAAGAUCCGGGAGUAUGUGGCCACCAUGUCGAAGGGCGGCCCCGCCAAGGACGAGCUAGAUGCUAAGAAGAUCCCCACCAAGGCGGCGGCCGCAGCGACCGGCGGCGCUGCUGCCGCCCCUGCUUCCGCAGUGAAGGAGGUUGCGGCGCCCGCUCCAGCGCCAGCAGCUAAGGAGAAGAAGGCGAAGGGGAAGGAGAAGGAUGGAUUCAAAACUAUCGAGUUGACAGAGAAGUUCAACUGCCGCUCCAAGGACAUUUAUGAGAUCUUGAUGGAUGAGAACAGAUGGAAGGGUUUCACGCAGAGCAACACGAGGAUCAGCAAGGAGGUUGGUGGCCAGUUUAGCCUCUUUGAUGGAUCCAUCACCGGCGUCAAUGAGGAGCUGCAGGAAGGGAAGCUCAUCGUGCAGAAGUGGCGGUUUGGGAGCUGGGCUGAUGGCGUACAUUCUACAGUCAGGAUGGUGUUUGAUGAGCCUGAGUCAGGAGUUACGAUCAUAAAGCUUAAACAAACUGAUGUGCCAGUUGAAGACAGGUAUGGAAACUCCACUGUGGUGGAGAACACUGAGAGAGGAUGGACAGAGCUCAUCUUUCAGAGGAUACGCGCAGUGUUCGGUUUUGGGAUGUAAAGAACUCCCGUCUGGAUUCUGGAUGUCUACCUUUUAGGAAUUCCUACCUUGUCAUGCCUCUUCCUGUUUUACUGCAUCAGUUUAUUUUAUGCUGAUAGACACACAAAAUUCGAGAAUCGCGAGAAUUCAAAAAUAUCUGUUACCCUGUAUUCAUCAAGCUGGAUUGUGGGGGACUGUUGGUGGUGUUUCGAAUUCAUGAUCAAUGUUGAUGUUGGUGAAAUUGUUCA